ACCGCCGUGGAGGUAGGAAGGCUGAGGAAACGCCAAGGAUUUUUGCGUCUAAUAACAAUGUAAAAAACCUGGGUGAUAUCUCUACCUAAUUCCAUCUGGACAACAGUGGAUGUUUCUUGUUAACUUUUUCUCCUGGACAAGUUGAAUCAAAUAAAUCAUGGUUUUAAGUGCGCAUCUCUCCUUAGAGCGCGCAGUACGCACUGCCGUUUUGGCACUGCUGCUUUGCGCACAGGCCGGUUUGGGCUUCUCAGUCGCCGGACAGCAGGAGAGCACCUGCGAGGCCAACGGCAGCAUAUACUUCUUGGGAGAAUGGUACUUUCUGGACUCUGAUCACUGCACCCAGUGUGAAUGCACCACUGAGGGCUCCGCGUGUUCCCGCACUGAGUGCACCUCUCUCCCGGCUGCGUGUAUCCAUGUCAGCCACUACCCCACCGACUGCUGCCCCAGGUGCGAGAAGAUCGGGUGUGAGUACCGAGGGGUGGUGUACGAGCUGGGACAAAACUUCCAGCCAUCAGAGUGUGAGCAGUGCACUUGUGACAGUGACGGCAUCGCCCGCUGUCUAGUUGCAGAUUGUGCGCCUCCACCAUGUGUCAACCCUGUCUACCAGCCUGGCAAAUGCUGCCCUGAAUGCAGGGAGGGUCCCAACUGCUACGUCGAUGCAUCACGCAGCCAGGUGAUUCCUGCAGGAGCGCCCUUCUGGGUCGAUUCCUGCACCAAGUGUCGCUGUCACGAUGGUCAGGAUGCCGGCUACUGGGAGGGAAACCGUCUCGCCAGCUGUUCCCGCCUCAAAAACUGUACGCCUGAACAAGCUUCCACCAAGAUAAACUGAUUCAGUCUGUCAGCGGAAAACCAGCUGUUACCCUAAAAUACACGAUCCCUGAUGGCUGAUCAUCUACACGCCCUCACUCUCUAAGAACUGAACCCUCCUGUGCAGCUGAAAAUGGAUAACUUGCAACUUCAAAAAUUCCACAAAACUUAAUAAGAACCAAAGAAAUCUGUUUAAAAACAGCAUACGCCAUCAGAACAAAGCAGCUGCCAUUCCACAAGGACUUUUCAUCCAAGAUUUUUACAUCAGUGAUGAGACUGAGUUUGUCAUUUUGGUGGACAAGGCUGGUCCUUAUCAGGCCUUAGCUGUAUAUUACAAACAGGGUCGGAUUUACAGACCGAUCAAAGCUCCGGGUUCACUGCACGUCAGUGGCAAUUUGAUUAACUUUAUCAUUUUUACCUUAUAUUGUGCUUCCAUGGUGCGUAUACCCAAAUAUUGCCUUCUUUAAUCACAUGACCACAAACUAACUGAGGCACAGACACCCUGUGGUCACGUACAAAAUGUAUAGUAGUUGUUUGGUGGAGGAUUAAUAGGCUGCCUUAUAUGGUUAUCCAGCCAUUCAGUGUGUAGAGGAACAGAUCAGACUUUAUUCCACUAUUGCUGAGAAGAUACGUAGAGUAGUCCUCAAAAACAAUAAAAACAGCAGACAUUUUUACACAAAGAUCGUGCUACGGGCCGCUACAAAGUCCCUUCCUUACGUUUUUACACAGAACCAAAUGACAGCAGCAUCAUCCUGCUCCAGUGUGUGAUUUUAGACAGCAUGCCAGCAUUGCGUAACCAGAAGAGGUGUGACGUCUAAUGCAUCAGCCUCUAGUGUGACAUGUAACAUACGUGUCGGCAGCCCUCUCUAAAGAAUAAUAAUGGCAUAACAUGUCAAUAACAAUUAUUUAUUUGCAAAUUUAUGCUGUUUGACUUCCGAGUCAAAGCACGGCACAGGGACUAUGAAGCAUGUGCAAAACGCCUAGGCCAGUUCAGGUCUUGUUAGGGUACAUACAUUAAAGAGUUAAUCAACCCCCAACCACACUGACUUUGAGAAAUUCGACUUAGUGCAAUUUUAAUCAGACUAACAUGUUUACAUGUAUUUUACAUGUAUAAUAAUUCGACUUUUUCUACCAUCACGUAAACGUACUUAUUAUUAUCACAAUUUGUGGACAUUUACAGCUGCUGUUCUUCUUUUUUCACUUAGCUGCUAACUGCUACUAGCUGCUUUUUAAAUCUCCCGUAGUGGGGCGCACACAUAACAUCAAAACAUCACACCCAUCAUGCCCAUAGUCCCAUCGUGCCGAUUGUCUCUUUAAAUCGCCCUCUCUUUGGCGCUGUUACUACCUCAGUUGCCAGCUUCAAGGCAAGGCAACCAUCCUGCAGUUCUACCUUUUAUACAGUAUGACGAGUACGCAUAACAACGUACUAUUCCUGCCUUGAACAUUAGUAAAAAGGGCUAGUGAAAUUAAAGAUAAAACAUGAUUAAAAGUCUUUCAAUUUAAUAGUAUGGACUGCAGUGAUGUAAAAUGAUGUUUUUGAUUAACAGGGCCUCAAAUACUAUCAAUCCUGGAGCGUAAGGACUGUACUUCUACAGAAAUAUCCUUAAUUAAACAAAUCUGACGGGAAACGUGACCUUUGAAGUGAGACCACACUGUAGAUAUUUACCAUUUUAUAUCUUAUCUUACUGUAUACACUUUCUUCCAGAAGUUUAUGUUUUAAGGGGAGAAAAGUGAACUUUUACAGAAGCCAGUUACCCAGAAGGCAUAUUUCUUAUUCCGAGACACCUGCUUUGGGAAACAACUGGCAACAUAACAAAGCCAAUGAGAUUAUUGGAUGAUAAGAAACUGUAAUUGACCUGUCACGGGUUGAUGCACCAGCCAAAUGUAUGCACAGCUGUGAUGAAAUUUAGACUAGGAAAUGGCUUGGCAAAGCAAUUAUCAAUUUGUAACUGUCCUAUAAAUUCUGCAGUUCAAUUUCCAGGCUAAUUGAAAUAUAAUGUAUGAGACUAUGGCCAAACACAUGACUGUACAGUAGUUGUAGACAUGAGCGGUAUUUGGAAACAAGGUCGUUAUUUUUGUAUGUACACUGUAGAGCAGGAAAAAACAAUCUGUAGUUAACUGCCUUAUUCAUUUUUCACUACCACGAAUGUGUAGCAAUGUAGAAACGGCCUUUCUUAUUAUUCCCACCAUUAGCAAAGUGUACAGACUGUACUGUCAUUUUACAUGCAGCAGAUCUUCCUACUGUUACUCGUCAUUAUCUACCGCUUUUAUCAUGAGGGAACUUUGAAUGAAAACCAAAAAUAAUCUUGUCUUGUUGUAUGUUUAUGUGCAGUGUGGGAGCCUAUAAUAGCAUUUACUUUAUAUAUAAGGCUCCCAAGCUGCUGCUGCAUUAAGUAUAUUAUUACACCUGACACGUUUCACUGCCUUGAUUCUCCCUCAAAAGCUCCUUUAUGCAACGUUUGGGAUUAAGUUGAAACUUUAAGGGUUAUGAACACCUUUUAAAUUGUAAUUUGUCAGGAGACUUCAUGAAUGAAUACACUCUGUAUUUACAUUUUCUUGAGGGAGUUUGAGUCAAAGCACUGUAGAAACAGGUCCAGCAACACGAGAGUACCUUAACCACCUCUGAAUCGACAACACAGUAGGAUAGGACCAUAGACUGUGUAUAAAGAUGGAUGACGCCCCUCCACUUACCCUUACCCAUUACGCUUAAAUGACAUUAAAAUAUCCGAGAUACAGGCUUUGCCAUCGUGCAAAGGUCAAGUCGUUGAAAGUCGCAGUCUGCACAGUAUUGAUAUCCACGGUGACGUCAGAGUGAUUAGAACUACCUUCAGUGACAGAAAUCUUCUUUGGGAAAAACCUUCUUUGCGAACCGGGGUGCUUAAUGUCAUUUAUGUCACAUGUACCAAAUCACAUCCUCUGGCACACAGAAACUAUGCAUAAGCCCUUAGAAGAAAUAGGUGCAGGGGGAAAGAGCUAGCCAGCCCGCCUCUGUCCAGCGGUAACACAGUUAUCCAUAUGACAUCAAAGUGGUUCCUAAUGUGUAAUACAACUCUUAUCAAUAAAGCCCCAAAUGUCAAACUUUUCCUUUUACUGGAGUUUCAAUGUGCUGCCAAAAAUAAAAGGGAACUGAUAAGAAUCACACCCACAAAUCAUGUAGUGUUAUGCUGGUAAUAUACAUCAGCAUCUUAAAAAUGUUCUAAAUGAAAACUCCUUUCCAUGUCCAUUAAAAUUCUCUCACUUUUUGUUUUCUCUUGA
Molecule: messenger RNA, 4062 nt
Organism: Plectropomus leopardus (leopard coralgrouper)
Lineage: Eukaryota; Metazoa; Chordata; Actinopteri; Perciformes; Serranidae
Product: von Willebrand factor C domain-containing protein 2-like
Biological process (GO): negative regulation of BMP signaling pathway
Cellular component (GO): AMPA glutamate receptor complex
Molecular function (GO): protein binding
Source: RefSeq, a predicted model, not a curated record